This is a messenger RNA of Metarhizium album ARSEF 1941, 681 nucleotides long. Its product is annotated as YcaC related amidohydrolase. The coding region runs from base 1 to 681 and encodes 226 amino acids. The record is from RefSeq and is a predicted model, not a curated record. The transcript is spliced from 5 exons. NCBI's taxonomy places the organism in Eukaryota, Fungi, Ascomycota, Sordariomycetes, Hypocreales, Clavicipitaceae.
AUGAAACUACUCCCAUUGACAUUGACCGCGCUUGCGACUGUCGCAGCCGCAGCCGACGGGUAUCCUGGAGAGAAGUUUACUUACGAAAGGCUGGACAAGAACAACUCUCUGCUCCUCAUCGUAGACCAUCAAGUCGGUCUCUUUCACACCGCGAGAGACUUGGACCCGAACCUGUUCCGGGACCAGGUCACGGCCCACGCGGCGCUGGGCAAGAUCUUCGGCCUCCCCGUCAUCAUGACCACGUCCACACAAGCCGGCCCGAAUGGCCCUCUCCCGAGAGAAAUUGUGCAAAUGCACCCCGACGCGCCCCUGAUCCUACGAGAGGGCGAGGUCAACGCCUGGGACAACCAAGAGUUCCGCAGCGCGGUCGUAAAGACGGGCAAGAAACAAAUCAUCCUGGCGGGCGUCACCACCGACGCCAAUGCCGAAGCCUCGGGGACGACGUCCGCACUGGUCCGCGACAUUUCAAACGACGCCAUGUCUCGAGCCGGGAUCCAUGUUGUCAGCCUGUUCUCGAUUGCAUGCGACCUCAUGAGGGACUGGAGAGGCACCCCCGGAGCCAAGGAGAUGAUCCCCUUCUUUGACGAGUACUUUCCCGUCUGGGGCCAUAUUGCGCGUGCCCACCAGGCUGCUGUGAGAAAGGGAACCGUUCUGGCGGGGGAGGAGAAACUGAACGGUUAA